Molecule: messenger RNA, 1012 nt
Organism: Equus caballus (horse)
Lineage: Eukaryota; Metazoa; Chordata; Mammalia; Perissodactyla; Equidae
Gene: NRTN
Product: neurturin
Molecular function (GO): glial cell-derived neurotrophic factor receptor binding; growth factor activity; receptor tyrosine kinase binding
Source: RefSeq, a predicted model, not a curated record
CCGGCCCGCGCCCCCCGGGCGCCGCGGGCCCAGGCGGCCCGGAUGGCGGUGCGGCGGCCGGGGCAGGGGCUGGGGCCGGCGCGGGCGGCAGGCGCGGCCGCCACUGACGGGCAGUCGGGCGCCCCAGCAGCAGGAGCGGUUCAAAAUCGGGGGGCCCGUGCGCCCCCCCACCCCGUGCCUGGCCCGGCGCCCCAUGCCCGUUGCUUGCCUGACGCACAGACGGAGGCCGUGUGGCUGACCACCGCGCGCCCGCAGGCCGAGGAUGCAGCGCUGGAAGGCGGCGGCCUUGGCCUCGAUGCUCUGCAGCUCCGUGCUCUCCGUCUGGCUGUGUCGCGACGGCCUGCUGCUCAGCCGCCACCUGGGCCCCGCGCUCACCCCGCUGCGCCGGCCGCCGCGCACCCUGGACGCCCGCAUCGCGCGCCUGGCCCAGUACCGUGCCCUGCUGCAGGGCGCCCCGGACGCCGUGGAGCUGCGCGAGCUGACGCCCUGGGCCGGGCGGCCCCCAGGUCCGCGCCGUCGGGCGGGGCCCCGGCGGCGGCGCGCGCGUGCGCGGUCGGGCACGCGGCCGUGCGGGCUGCGCGAACUCGAGGUGCGCGUGAGCGAGCUGGGCCUGGGCUACGCGUCGGACGAGACGGUGCUGUUCCGCUACUGCGCAGGCGCGUGCGAGGCGGCCGCGCGCGUCUACGACCUGGGCCUGCGGCGCCUGCGCCAGCGGCGGCGCGUGCGGCGGGAGCGGGUGCGCGCGCAGCCCUGCUGCCGCCCGACGGCCUACGAGGACGAGGUGUCCUUCCUGGACGUGCACAGCCGCUACCACACGGUGCGCGAGCUGUCGGCGCGCGAGUGCGCCUGCGUGUGACCCUACCUCACCCGGCCCGGCCCGCCGGCGGCCACGCCCCCCCGCCCCGACGGCGCGCCCGGCCGGCUCGCGACAGACUGCCCAUGCGCAGGAGAUGCCCUCGGGGCCUCGGGACUCUCGCGAUAACCGUGCCGAGAUAAAGCGGUGGAAAAUCGA